Tricharina praecox is the source of this 2642-nucleotide messenger RNA. Its product is annotated as indole-3-glycerol phosphate synthase-domain-containing protein. The record is from RefSeq and is a predicted model, not a curated record. Gene Ontology annotation, cellular component: cytosol. Gene Ontology annotation, molecular function: anthranilate synthase activity; indole-3-glycerol-phosphate synthase activity; phosphoribosylanthranilate isomerase activity. The transcript is spliced from 2 exons. Gene Ontology annotation, biological process: L-tryptophan biosynthetic process. Lineage: Eukaryota; Fungi; Ascomycota; Pezizomycetes; Pezizales; Pyronemataceae. Bases 159 to 2420 code for a protein of 753 amino acids.
CCCCCGUCCAAUUGCACUCAGGCAUGAAUGACUCAGAAGAGCUCCCAUCUCUCUCAGCCGGAUAAAGUUGAACUGACGAUAUAUGAUCACUCCAUAGGGCCGAUAUUCUCCCCGUCAACCUUCAAUUCCGCCACAUCACCACCGCCUCUCUCUCCAAAAUGUCAGGUCGACCAGACCCCGCACGGGACCCGAUUCCCACGGCCUCGAACGUAGUCAUGAUUGACAAUUACGACUCGUUCACGUGGAAUGUCUACCAGUACCUGACGCUUGAGGGUGCCAACGUUACGGUCAUCCGUAACGACAAGCUCGAGCUCGAGGAACUGAUCGCGUUCGAGCCGACACAACUCAUUGUGAGUCCUGGCCCGGGACAUCCGCAGACCGACUCUGGAAUCAGCAUUCCCGCCAUUGAAUACUUUUCCGGGAAGAUCCCAAUACUAGGUGUCUGCAUGGGCGAACAAUGCAUCUUCAGCGCCUUCGGUGGAACGGUUGAGUACGCCGGUGAGAUCGUCCACGGAAAGACCUCCCACAUCAAGCACGACGGAAAGGGUAUCUACGAUAAGGUUUCCCAGGACAUCGCGGUUACCAGGUAUCAUUCCCUGGCUGGUACCCAAACCACGCUCCCCGCGGUGCUCGAGGUCACUUCUUGGACGGAUUCGGGCGUCAUAAUGGGAGUGCGCCACAAGGAGUACACGAUCGAGGGUGUACAGUACCAUCCUGAGAGUAUUCUGACCGAGGAGGGCCGCAUGCUCUUCCGUAACUUCUUGAUGAUGCAGGGUGGAACGUGGAUCGAGAAUGAUGCACUCCGGAAGAUUGCAGCUACACCAGUGGCUACCUCUGAGAAGUCUGAGAAGGAAACGAAGGAGCCUACAUCGAUUCUUGACAAGAUCUACGCGCACCGCCGCGCCGCUGUUGAGGCACAGAAGAAGCUCCCCUCGCAGCGACCAUCGGAUCUCGAGACGCUCCAUAGUCUGUCGCUCUCACCACCGCUCAUCAAUUUCCCUGCACGGCUACGGUCGGUGUCGACAAAGUGCGCCAUCAUGGCCGAGAUUAAACGAGCUUCUCCGUCGAAGGGCGAAAUCGACAUUGAGGCGUCUGCCGCGGUUCAGGCCCGAACAUAUGCCCUAGCCGGUGCUGCCGCGAUCUCGGUUCUUACAGAGCCGGAGUGGUUCAAAGGUUCUAUUGACGAUUUGCGGGCUGCCCGUCAGGCCGUUGAGGGAAUGCCCAACCGCCCUGCCAUCCUGCGGAAGGAGUUCAUCUUCGAUGAAUACCAGAUUCUCGAGGCGCGACUUGCUGGCGCAGACACUGUCCUGCUGAUCGUGAAGAUGCUGGAUGAUGAACUGCUCAAGCGCCUGUACGACUACUCGAAAUCAUUAGGAAUGGAGCCGCUGGUCGAAGUCAACAGCCGGGAGGAGAUGACGAGGGCGUUGAAGAUAGGUUCAACGGUUAUCGGAGUCAAUAACCGGGAUCUACACUCAUUCAAGGUCGACCUGGAGACUACCAGCGGACUGGUGGACAUGAUCGAUGCAAGCAAAGUCACGCUCUGUGCGCUCUCUGGUAUCUCGUCGCGAGCAGACGUGGAACAGUACGAAAAGGGCAACGUGGGAGCGGUGCUGGUUGGAGAGGCCCUGAUGCGCGCCGGCAAAGGCGUCACAUCGUUCAUCGCGGAGCUACUCGGCACAUCUGCACCCGAGCCGAGCAGACCUGAAGUGCUUGUCAAGAUCUGCGGCACCCGAACAGUGGAAGCUGCCUCGGUCGCCGUCGAGACGGGCGCCGACAUGGUGGGCAUCAUCCUCGUUGAGGGCGCCAAGCGCAACGUCGACGUCGCCACGCAAAAGGCCAUUUCCGAAGUCGUGCACUCGACGGUGAAGGGCGGCGUGGAAACUGCAGAAGACAUCAAGGUCUCGGACCACCACUUCUCGGCCGAAGACUGGUUCGAGCACUCGCGGUCACACAUCAUCAAGCACCCGACCCGCGCCCUCCUUGUCGGCGUAUUCAUGAACCAGACACUGGAAUACGUCCUGUGCAAGACGCGCGAGCUCGACCUCGACAUCGUCCAGCUGCACGGCGACGAGCCCCUCGAGUGGGCGCGCAUCAUUCCCGUCCCCGUCAUCAAGCGCUUCGUUCCCGGCCAGGAGGGCCUCGGCAAGCGUGGCUACCACGCCAUGGCGCUGCUCGACCCCGGCGCCGGAACCGGCCAACGCCUCGAUGCCGAGAGCGUGCAGCAGGUGCUCAAGAGCGGCGUUCCGGUCAUCCUCGCCGGCGGCCUCGACUACAAGAACGUCGGAGACCUGGUCAAGCUCAAAGAGGACGGGCUCGUCGGCGUCGAUGUCAGCUCCGGCGUCGAGACCGAGGGCAGACAGGAUUUAAUGAAGAUUCGAAAGUUUGUCUACCAGGCGAAGGGAAGGAACGGCGGGGAUUAGUAGUUCUAUCGUAUGUGCCUGGGAACUUGCUUGCUUGGUAUACUUUGUUACUUUGUUACUUUGUUACUAGUGGUCGGUUGUGGGAGAAUUGAUAUCAGCUUGAGGUUUUGUUGCGGCAUAGGAUUUCCAUGUAUCUAGAUGACGGCGUCAUCGCCGAACACUGUGAUUCUGUGCUUGUGUGCAACUAAUAAAAGUGCGGGGGAAACCCUCUCCUUAUAUGUA